UUUCUCACAGUGCAAAUGAUCCAUAAAUUAAAUUCGGGUCGUCGGAUCCUAACCUACCCGGCGGUGCAUCCCAGCGAGGUCAUAGCUCCCCGGACGCUUCUGCUCUCUCUCAUCGCUCUCACCCACAACAUCUGCGACUACAAAUCCAAAUACAUCGCCAGCAAUCAACGAAACGCCUUGGAAGCGAUCCGCCAGAUCGGAGUGGUGCGGGUUUUUCUCGAAGAGAUACGGGACUGGCUUCCGAGUAGUCUUCCGGACUCGACCGUUUUGAGCUUCUCGGAGCUCCAUUUGAGUUUCCAGAAGCUUCUGUACUUGCUGGAGGACUGUACCCGGGACGACGCCCGGGUAUGGAUGCUGAUGAACUCGGAGCGGGUCGCGGACCAGUUCCGGGUCUUGAUUCGGUCCAUGGCCACGGCUCUUGAUAUUCUUCCUUUUGAUUCGAUCCACGUGGCGGUUGAGGUGAAGGAGCAGGUGGAGUUGGUGAUGCGGCAAGCGCGGCGGGUGAGGUUUGAUGUUGACCCGGAGGAUAAACGGGUCGUGGAGGCGGUUAAGAAGGUUUUGAUCGGGUUUGAGAAGCGGGUCGACCCGGAUAGGAGUGAGCUGAAGCUGGUACUUGAUCAUGUUGGUAUUAGAAAAUGGAGCAGGUGCGAGAAGGAGGUGAGAUUCUUGGAAUCUGAAAUCGGGUUUGAGAAUCUGAGAGAGGAGAAGAGAGAGGUGAGCUUGCUGAGCAGCCUGAUCGGGUUGUUGUGCUAUUGCCGGUGCGUGAUGUUCGACACCGUAGACGGGUUUCCCGCCCCAAGACCCGAGGCCAAUAGCCGCAGCGAGGUGGUGAGUUGCCUGAAUUGGGAGGAUUUCCGGUGUCCGAUAUCGCUGGAGAUCAUGACGGAACCGGUGACAAUAGCGACGGGUCAGAGCUAUGACCGGGGAUCCAUUAUGAAGUGGUUUAGAGGUGGAAAGGCUGUUUGUCCGAAAACAGGGGAGAAGCUGAAGAGCAGGGAGGUGGUGCCUAAUUUGGCGCUGAAGAGGUUGAUUCAGCAGUACUGCUCGGAGAAUGGGAUUCCUUUUGGUGAUUCCGGCCAUCGGAGUCGCGACAUUGGGAGGACUAUAGCUGCAGGCAGCUUGGCAGCUGAGGAGGUCAUGAAAAUGUUGUCGAAAUAUCUCAGCGCAAGUAUUGCGGCGGGGACAAUGGAAGAGAGGAGCAAGGCUGCCUAUGAAAUUCGGAUUCUUUCGAAAACAAGCAUUUUUAAUAGGUCUUGUUUGGUGGAAGCUGGGUUGGUUCCGCAUUUGCUGAAGAUGUUGGCUUCUGCAGAUUCGGAGAGGCAGGAGAAUGCAGUUGCAGGGUUGUUGAAUCUGUCAAAGCAUUCAAAAGGGAAAGCUGCCAUUGUCGAAAAUGGGGGUGUGGAUUUGGUUGUGGAUGUUUUGAAGGAGGGUCUGAAAGUAGAGGCUUGCCAGCAUGCUGCUGGGACAUUGUUUUAUCUUGCUUCGGUUGAGGAGUACCGGAUAUUGAUCGGAGAAAACCCGAGGGCCAUACCGGCUUUGAGGGAGCUGAUCAAGAACGGUUCUGAUCGCGGCAAGAAGAAUGCAUUGGUUGCUAUUUACGGGCUGCUUACACACCCUGCAAAUCAUAGAAGGGUGAUAGCAGCUGGGGUGGUUCCUUUGCUGUUUGAAAUACUAACAUCUGUUGACAGUGAAGCUCUUGUGACGGAUUCUCUAGCAAUUCUCGCAACUCUGGCUGAGAAACCUGAAGGAGCAGUUGCAAUUUCGCGUUGCAGGGCUUUGGAUUCGAUCAUGGGGAUUCUGAAUUCUUUGACUUCAAGGGCAGCAAAGGAGUUCUGUGUGUCUUUGUUGCUGUCUCUUAGUACAAAUGGUGGCCACAAUGUGGUUGCUCUUCUGGUUAAGAGCCCUUCUCUUAUGGGAUGUUUGUAUUCUCAACUUAGUGAAGGCACAUCUAGAGCAAGCAAAAGGGCCAGUGCUCUCAUCAAGCUCCUCCAUGAAUUCCAUGAAACAAGAUCCUCUGGUCCAGUCAAUCGAGUUCUUCCACAGGAGCGAUUUGUUCACGUUAGGUAACCCAACAUUUUUAUGGGCGUACUUGACACAUUGAUUCUUUGCAGGCCUGUAAAUUCAGGGUCUUCUGUAGAUAUGCAUAUCUAGUGUGUUUGGAUCUAGUUUGAUUCAUUAUUAGCUCGGUUUUUUGAAGAGCUAAUUAUUGUAUGACAGCUUCUACUUUUUUGAAAGAAGCUUGGUACAGAAUGUUACAUUGUAAUAAAUUGUAAUUAUUCGUUUUCUAUAUGAAUGAACAAAAAUUGGAGUG
Fragaria vesca subsp. vesca is the source of this 2311-nucleotide messenger RNA. RefSeq names its product U-box domain-containing protein 19-like. The transcript has a single exon. Gene Ontology annotation, biological process: protein ubiquitination. Gene Ontology annotation, molecular function: protein binding; ubiquitin-protein transferase activity. The record is from RefSeq and is a predicted model, not a curated record. Gene Ontology annotation, cellular component: nucleus; cytoplasm. NCBI's taxonomy places the organism in Eukaryota, Viridiplantae, Streptophyta, Magnoliopsida, Rosales, Rosaceae. Bases 16 to 2067 code for a protein of 683 amino acids.